GGUAAUUUCUUGGCUUUCCGCAUUAGCUGCCGCCCGGAGUCAUCGCCAGGCGGUGUGCGUGAGCCAUGUUCAGGCAGAUAUUAUGGGUAGACUGUCUCGGACUUCGAGUCUCGCGGAAAGCGAGAUCCUCUUUGAUCGUCGGCUGACGCUCCCCUCAAACGCGACGAACAAGUCUGACACCGUCUAAAGCUUGCUAGUAGAAAGUAUGCCCCCCACUGCUUGUCUGGCUUUGGCGUUGUUGCACGUAUGACUCGAGUUCACAGGACGUCAGUCGCAGGAGCGCCACCAAUUGGGCCACAGUUUGUGAUAGACAGUACAUCACAAGGCGGCCAUCGUCACAGCUAUAGUGCCACCACAGAUCUAGGAGUCAAGAAGAGCCGCUACACAUCUCCGGCCCAGGUCGACAACCGGCUCGACAAGUUCAGAAGCCUGCUGACCCGGGCCAAUCAAAAGUUUCGAAGCUUCCAGCCCGAGCAUCACCACUUCGGCUCGGGAGAGAACCUCUUCAAUUCCGUGGAGGCCAGCAGCAUCGCCACGCUCGAGGGAUGUGACAGGGCCACCCGCCGUCAAAUCGGACGGGAGGCCUUUGGUACCGUCAGUGUUGUCAAACGAGCUGCGUGGCACCGAGAUCGGGACACGAAAGACGCCCCUCUACUCUCAACGGAGACCCUACCACAAGUCACACCAAGUCCGAGUCUCGACUCAUCGAAGAAUGAAGAUCGCGGAUUAGGCUUAGAGAAAGACAGCGCGGACGCCAAUCUCGAGAAGCACGAACUGGUUGCGGUCAAGCAGUUUCGCCGGCGUCCUGGCAAGUCUCUGGAGUUAUACCGGCAGAACGUUAUACGCGAGUUUGAAUUGGCAACAAAGCUACGGCAUCCAAACAUAGUCUGCACCUGGGAACUCAUUGAAAUCAACAGCGCAGACUCUGAUGAAAAUGAUGGGAAUCUCGGCGUCGUCAUGGAGUACUGCGAAGCCGGGGACCUGUACCAGCUGAUGCGGUCGAGGGCGCCAGAUAUGCUGUGCAUGGCUGAGGCCGAUUGCCUGUUCAAACAGCUCAUGCUGGGGGUCGAAUAUCUCCACGUCUCUGCUGGGGUUGCACAUUGUGAUAUCAAGCCCGAGAACCUGCUCAUUACGUAUGAUGGACGUCUCAAGAUUGCUGAUUUUGGCUGUAGCCAGCAUUGUCGGCGAGAUGACCAGCCUAGUGUACUAGGUAGUAGUGGCGCGAGCAGUGCUGGUCCCGGCCGGAACGGCCUCGUAUCUGGCGCUAGAGGCUCAGAGUAUUAUAAAGCCCCUGAACAGCACGUUCAAGACCAGUUUAAUGGUCCGGCUGCCGACAUCUGGGCUUGUGGAGUUACGUACUUGGUGAUGCGGGUGGGAAGGCGGCUCUGGCCAACUGCCAGGAUGGACGAUCAAUAUUAUGCCAUGUACAUAAAAUGCCGCCAGGAGGCAGCAGGAUAUCCGCCUAUAGAGGUGUUGGAGUUACAGGACUGCCGGAACAUAAUCUACUGUAUGCUCGAUCCUGUAGCAAAACGGCGGAUCACAAUAUCACAAGCCCUGAAGACGGACUGGGCUCGUGCAAUCCAGGUCUGCAAUACACCCGGUAAAGGCAGCACCCCGGGCUGAGAAAUCUGCGCACUGGGAAUCGGCGCUCGUCUCAAGUUCACAGACCGAGCUCGAGGUGCUCAGUCUGGGCGACGGGGCAUCAAUGUGCCGUGCGACUCCUUCAACAUCCAUACCUGCAACUAAGAGCCCGAGGAUUUAUUUCUCCUGGCUCAGCGAGGUAUUCAAGUUCACGCUAAACCACGGAAGUCGAGAGUACGGCCAAGCAGGUCGGAGAGAGGAAUUUGAUAGCCGAGUGAAUGGGGAUGGGAUUCCAUUGAAACACAUAAAGAGC
Molecule: messenger RNA, 1894 nt
Organism: Microdochium trichocladiopsis
Lineage: Eukaryota; Fungi; Ascomycota; Sordariomycetes; Xylariales; Microdochiaceae
Product: kinase-like domain-containing protein
Exons: 2
Coding region: 247-1623 (458 amino acids)
Biological process (GO): intracellular monoatomic cation homeostasis; intracellular signal transduction; protein phosphorylation
Molecular function (GO): protein serine/threonine kinase activity; ATP binding
Source: RefSeq, a predicted model, not a curated record